AUGCUACCGUUCAACCCCCUGAUCAAAAAGGCCUACUUUGGCCUUGCAGGGGCUGGCGCCUUGUAUGCCGCCCUCAUGCUCUGCUUGACCAAUGUUACCAUUCAGCGGAACGCACUCUACGCCAACAAGAUAGUCGGCGCCUGGUGGGCCGACGUGGACAAGCCGCAAGCGUACGGCUUUGCAAAGAACCAAGUCACCGCUUUCAACCUUACAACUCUGGACAAUGAGCUCCUCUACGCAUGGCACGUGCUCCCUCUCAACGUGUACGAGAAGCACGAAUCCGAGCUUUUGGAGCAGCCCUCAGGCUCUCCUGAUGGCGACUUCACGCAAACCAAAGCCUUUGAGCUCCUGGCAAACGACCCUGAUGCUCGCCUUGUCAUCAACUUCCAUGGCAACGCCGGCCACGUAGCCCAAGGCUGGCGCACCGACACCUACCGCGCCCUCACCUCCCAGCCCAACACGCACCUCGUCACCGUCGACUACCGCGGCUUCGGCCGCUCGACCGGCACGCCCACCGAAGCCGGUCUGAUCGCCGACGGCGUCGCACUGGCGACCUACGCCCUCGAAACCCUCCGCAUCCCCUCCUCCCGCAUCGUCAUCGUCGGGCAAUCCCUCGGCACCGCCGUCGCCAGCGCCGUCGGCCUGCACUUCGCCGACCCAUCCGCCUCCCUCUCCCUCCUCCCCAACGGCACCGCCAGCACCGCCAGCCCUCCCCACGCGGCCCUCUCCCACCACUACCAGCAGCACAACCCGCGCGUCGACUUCGCCGCCAUCCUCCUCAUCGCCCCCUUCACCUCCCUCCCCACCCUCCUCGAAACCUACCGCAUCUUCGGCCUCGUCCCCGUCCUCUCCCCCGUCCGCGGCUACCCGCGCUUCUCCAACUACCUGCGCGCCGCCAUCGUCGACACCUGGCCCACCGCCUCGCGCAUCGGCGCCCUCGUCGGCACCGUAGCCGCUUCCGACACCACCACCAAGCGCACCCUCCGCCUGCACGUCAUCCACGCCAAGGACGACUUCGACAUCCCCUGGACCCACGGCCAGGCGCUGUACGAGGCCGCGAGCGCCGCCGUCGUCAACCAGACCUCGAGCACCGCCGGCGGCGAAGAAGCCAAGAUCGAGGACGUCGUCGUGCAAGCUGAUGGCGAGCGGACGGCACGGUUGCGGCGCACGGCGAUGAAGACCAAGACUGCUGGUGGUGGUGGUGGUGGUGGUGGUGAUUAUGCUAGAGUCGACGUGCGCAUGGACCUGGUGCCUUUUGGUGGGCACAACCGCGUCGUCACUUUCGCGCCGGUGGCCUUGGCCGUGCGGAGGGCGUUUGAUGCUGCUGCCGCUGCUGGUGCUGCUUGA
Diplodia corticola is the source of this 1347-nucleotide messenger RNA. Its product is annotated as alpha beta-hydrolase. The transcript is spliced from 4 exons. Lineage: Eukaryota; Fungi; Ascomycota; Dothideomycetes; Botryosphaeriales; Botryosphaeriaceae. The coding region runs from base 1 to 1347 and encodes 448 amino acids. The record is from RefSeq and is a predicted model, not a curated record.